CAUGUCUACUUGAAAUAACCGUAAACAAAUCUUCUUCCUACUGUAUCUGUAUUACAGUAAUAAUUUUUCAUAAUUCCAGCAACCUAUCUUCCAACUUUAAUGGAGAUCCAGCUCUCCUUUUCCUUUGCCACUUUCUUGUUCUUCCUAUUCCUUUUAGUUAAACAGUACUACAAUAAAUCAAGAACCGUUCAGAAACUGCCUCCAGGGCCAUGGAAACUGCCUUUCAUUGGGAAUUUGCACCAACUGAUUGGUUCACUACCCCAUCGAUCUCUCAAAAAGUUAUCAGAAAAAUAUGGGCCCAUUAUGCACCUUCAGGUUGGGGAACUUCAGACAAUUGUAGUGUCAUCUGCUCGAAUUGCAGAAGAAACGCUGAAAACAAAUGGCGUUAUUUUCGCGGACAGGCCCCAGCUUCUUCUGACUAAGAUUAUGUUUUACAAUUUCUCAGAUUUGGGUUCUUCUCCAUACGGAGAACACUGGAGGCAGAUGCGUAAACUCUGUGUUAUGGAGCUCUUGAGCACGAAAAAAGUUCAAUCAUUUCGAAAUAUUAUGGAGGAAGAGUUUUCUAGUCUAGUUAGUCGUAUUCAAUCCUCUCAAGGAGUGCCGAUUAAUUUGACGGAAUAUGUUGCAGAAGCUCAAAUUGCGAUAAUAUGCCGCGCUGCAGUUGGAAGAAGAUGCAGUGAUCAAAAAGCAUUAGUUACUUUGGCAAAAGACACUGCAUCAUUCGCCGGAAUUUUCAACGUUGGAGAUAUAUUUCCUUCCCUACAGUUUUUGGAUACCCUUUUUGGAUCAAAGCGAAAAUUAGUUAAUAUGCACAAAAAAGUUGACAUCAUUCUCGAAAACAUUAUUCGUGAGCACGAAGAGGACCGGCUAAGUACAAAAGGAGGCCAGACCGGCGAUCAGUCAUCGGAGGAAGAUCUACUUGAUGUUUUCUUACGAUUAAAGGACAGCGGAGAAUUCCAGGUUCCGAUCACUAGGGAGAACAUCAAAGCUAAUAUACUUGAACUGUUUUCUGCUGGUACGGAAACUUCAUCCACGGCAGUUGAAUGGGCGAUGGCAGCAAUGAUGAAGCACCCGAGAGUUAUGGAGAAGGCACAGGCAGAAGUGAGGAAAGCUUUUAAGGGAAUGGAAAAAAUCUCUGAUUGUGAUGUUCAAAGUUUGAGUUACCUAAAAAUGGUCAUUAAAGAAACGUUGAGAUUAUACCCUCCUGGUCCUUUGUUAGGCCCCAGAAUAAGCAGGGAAAAAUGCACGAUUGGUGGAUAUGAUAUCCCGGCUAAUACAAUAGCUGUAAUAAAUGGUUGGGCAAUAGGAAGAGAUACAGAAGUCUGGGAUAAUCCUGAUGUUUUCGAACCGGAGAGAUUUAGCAAUAUUUCGACUAGUUAUACUGGAGCUCACUUUGAGUUAAUACCAUUUGGCGCAGGCAGGAGGAAUUGUCCUGGAAUUACAUUUGCUAUUGCUGAUCUUGAGCUUUCUCUAGCUUAUCUCCUCUACCGCUUCGACUGGAAACUUCCUGGUGAGAUUAGCCCUGAGGAACUCGACAUGACCGUGAAAUUUGGUGCCACAGCUGGAAGAAAACACAAUUUGUGGUUGAUUCCCACGUCUCAUGUUAUAGAUUGAGCUAAAUUUAUAUGUCCAGAAGUUAAUUUUCCGCAAAUUACAUUAUGAAGUACAUUUUAAUGCUUUUAAGUGACCUUAAUUAGUCUUCAUGUGUGAAGAAGUGACACUUAUGUGUGUGUUCUUACGAAUAUUGUCUCAAGGAAUAACUAGUUCAAAACUUCAA
This is a messenger RNA of Olea europaea var. sylvestris, 1777 nucleotides long. RefSeq names its product premnaspirodiene oxygenase-like. The record is from RefSeq and is a predicted model, not a curated record. Lineage: Eukaryota; Viridiplantae; Streptophyta; Magnoliopsida; Lamiales; Oleaceae. Bases 100 to 1614 code for a protein of 504 amino acids. The transcript has 3 exons. Gene Ontology annotation, molecular function: oxidoreductase activity, acting on paired donors, with incorporation or reduction of molecular oxygen; iron ion binding; monooxygenase activity.